CUUUAGGUCCCUUUAAUGUAUGUUGUGUUUAUUUCAGGCCACUUUAUAAAGGAGGUUGUAGAAGGUGGUCCAGCAGCAGAGAGCGGUCUUCGUGAAGGUGAUCGCAUCAUUGAGGUUUCGGGAACAAAUGUCAUAAAGUUCUCCCAUGACAAAGUUGUGAAUGCCAUCAAGAAAAGUGGAAACAAAGUAGUUUUGUUGGUGGUGGAUGAACCCACAUAUCAUCACUACGAACUGAAGAAGAUAAAGAUCAAAGCUAAGCAUGCGUACAGCAGCAGCGAUUCUGUUGUCUCUUCAUCUCGCUCACAAUCUCGAAGCUCCAAUGCUCACAGUCCAUCUAUGAAGUCUGUAUCUUCCAUCUCACAGAGUGACAAAGCACGUAUCAUACAUAUGGUAAAAGCUGAUGGAAAAGGAUACGGAUUUUUCCUCAGAGUGAAAAAAGGCGAACCAGGAGAGUAUGUUGGAGACGUUGAGAAAGGUCAAGCAGCUGACUUGUGUUCGCUCAAGGAUGACGAUCGGAUUCUUGCAAUUAAUGGUCACAUGAUCAUGGGAAAAUCACACGAGGAAGUGAUUGAACUGAUGAAAUCGAUUCCCAGUCAUGUGGUUCUUGUUCUGAUUGGUCCUGCUGCUGAAAAGAAUGCCUGCGAAAAUGGGAUUUCCGCGGUGGUUGAUGGAGCUGUACAGUCUUUUUUGGAGAAACCAAGAGACGUGAACUUGGUCAAGUCAUCUUCUGGCUAUGGGUUCUACCUUAAACUUGAACAUGGAAGUCCCCUCCAUAUAAUAACUGACGUAGAAUCCGAUUCUCCAGCACAUAACGCGGGGCUUAAGGAUGGAGACAUUCUUAUUAAUGUCAAUGGGAAUGAUGCAUUAAAGCUGGAGCAUGAAGGAUGUGUUCAAAAGAUUAAGGAUUCAGGGGAAAAGGUGACGUUAACAGUCUCUAGCAAAGAAACUGUUGACAUCUUUGCUAAAUUGGGAAUUGAAGUCAGUGAAGAGUUUGUAAAGAAUUGGCCCGAAGAAUCAAACUUUUUGAUUCCGAUCUUAAAUGAGAUUGAAAAGAAAAAAGAAAAAGUUUUGGAAGUGGUGAAAGAAAAAGAAGAACCAACAGUGGAUUACAAACCAAGGUUGUGCAAACUUGUUAAAGAUGAAGGAGGAUUUGGUUUCUUCCUCAAAGAUGAUGACGGUCAUGUUCUUGGACAUAUUGAACAAGGUGGUUCUGCUCAGAAAGCUGGAGUUCAAGAAAGCGAUCACAUUAUUGAGGUUAACGGAGUCAAUGUACAAAACGACACUCAUGAUCAAGUUGUUGACAAAAUUCGUAAAUCUGGUGAUCACGUGACUUUCCUUGUCGUUAAUAAAGAGGAACGCGAAUACUUCAAAAAAUCUGGGAUCGCAAUUACAGCAGCUCUACUUACUGGUGCAGUUGUGUCCUCUUCUGUCUCUGAGGAAGAAGCACCUUUGCCUCGACUGUGCAAGAUUGUCAAGCAGAGUGAUGGCUUUGGUUUCCAUUUAAAUGGAGAGUCUGGAGAAAGACCAGGACAAUAUAUUAGAAGAUUAAUGAAGGAUGGUGCAGCUGAAAAAGGAGGACUACUUAAUGGCGAUCGAGUGGUUGAGGUCAAUGGAACAAAUAUAAAUCAUAAAUCACAUGAUGAUGUGGUCAAGAUGAUUGUGGCAAGUGGAAGCGAGAUCACUUUCUUAGUGGUUGAUGAAAAAGCUGAUGUAUAUUACAAGAAGAAAGAUAUUGAGAUUACAACAAAACUUCUUGUGGUUGCUGCUGUGUUGGAAGCAAAUGAUGAGACCAAAUCUUCAACAUCUUCACUUGUGGAAGCUGCUGCAAGUGUUCAUGCUGAAGCAGAUGAUGAGAAACAUCUUGAUCCUCCUGUUAUUGAUUUCCCGGGUCCACCAGAAGAUGAGCAGGAGCUGAACGAGGAGAUCAGACAUGAAAUCCGUGAAGAAAUUGCUGAUGCAGUGGAAGACAAAAUGGAAGACCAGCUUGAGGAGCAAAGAGAAGAAGCUUUGGAGGAACUCGCUGCAGCCGCUGCUGUGGCAGUGGUGGCGGAUGAAUUCCAAGAAGAUUUGAAAGAAGAAGUUGCUGAAGAGAUCAGGGAUGAAAUUGAAGAUCGGGUGGAAGAUAAAAUCGAGGACGCAAUAGAAGAUGCAAUUGAAGAAGCAAUCAAGGAAGAAGUUAAAGAGGAUAUGAGACACGAUCUUGCUGAAGAUUUGAAAGAAGAAAUUCGCGAAAAUAUAGUUGAUGAUGUCAUUGAUGUCAGAGAAGAAGUAAAAGAUGAAAUCCGAGAUAAUUGGGAAGAAGUGGCUGAAGCAAUUGUGGAGGAUAUUGUUGAUGAAUACAAGGAGGAUAAAAGGGAAGACAUCAUUGAUGAGCUUAAGGAAGAGAUAAGAGAAGAGUUGGUUGAAGACAUCAAAGAGGAAAUGGUGGAAGAAACGAAAGAAGAUAUUGAAACUCGAUUAAGAGAAGAAGUAAAAGCCCAGCUUGAACAGGAAAGGAGAGAGCAGAUGGAAGAAGAAGAACGAAUGAGAGAAGAAGAAAGAAAUAGAGAAGAAGAGAGGUUGAGGGAAGAAAUGGAAGAAAGAAGAAAGGCAGAGGAGAAAGCAGAAAUGGAGGCAAGAAUAAAAGAGGAAUUAAGAAAAGAAGUUGAAAGAGAGAUGAAGCUGGAAGCUGCUGCAAGAUUAAAAGAAUCUAUUGAAGAAUCUGCUCUGCCCCCACCACCAGUUGAGGUUGUAUCGCAAGAACCAAUCAAUAACGCUGACAUCGUCAAAGCCGCCGCUGCUCUGCAUACAGUCCGAAGAUUUAACGAACCUGCUCCAGCUCAGAACUCAAUUAGGCCAGGUGGACAAAACACGUUUAAAAAUGCAAUGUCGAGAUUCCAACAAGAUGGUGCAAAUACAAAGCCUAUCUGGGCCAAAAACAUUUCAACAAAAAAACCUACAGAGGUUAAUAAACCAACAGUAAAUGGAAACGCAAAGCCAAGGCAAACCAGUUGGUCAGGAAAUGGAAUGUCUCUCAAUAUUGUUGAGACAUCAUCAGUUUUUGAUUAAUUUUAUGUGUUAUAAUUUAAUUAUUCCACUUAUAAGUCUUCAUUUUAAGUAACAUAAUAAGUCAUAACAUUUCUUCCAAAUGAGAAAUAAAUUGGUGCCAAGGUGUCUCAACUAAAAUAGCAAGUAAAUUAAUCAACAAAAUAUGUAACUUUCAUUUCGCUGUAUUUAAAACCACCUCAAUGUAUUUCCUUGUUGGAAUAGUUUUAAUCUUUUGUAAAUAUCUUGAUUGUUCAAUAAUAUGUUCACUAAUUGUAAACUUUUGUGUAAAUAUGUUCAUCUAAUUCCAAGUGAACAGAAGUGAUAUUACAAAACCAUAUAUUUUAAAUUUUGUCCAAAAGUUUAGUUGCAAUUAAUUUUCUAACAUAAAAAGCAUUAAACAGCAGUUGUGUUGGACAUUUAUAGUAAUGUUUUUUGUUAGAGGCCUUUUAAUGUCGCUUUGCAGCUUAAAACAAAGGCAUGAACAAUAAUGUUAGAAUUUGUUUGAUUACUUUUAAAGUCAUUGUGAUUGCUACACUGUAUUAUUUUUUAAACGAAUCAAUAAAAGAAACCAGUAUAUACGUAA
Messenger RNA from Ciona intestinalis (vase tunicate), 3610 nucleotides. The record is from RefSeq and is a predicted model, not a curated record. Lineage: Eukaryota; Metazoa; Chordata; Ascidiacea; Phlebobranchia; Cionidae.